Molecule: messenger RNA, 1310 nt
Organism: Ostrea edulis (European flat oyster)
Lineage: Eukaryota; Metazoa; Mollusca; Bivalvia; Ostreida; Ostreidae
Product: 39S ribosomal protein L19, mitochondrial-like
Exons: 6
Coding region: 65-1048 (327 amino acids)
Biological process (GO): translation
Cellular component (GO): ribosome; mitochondrial large ribosomal subunit
Molecular function (GO): structural constituent of ribosome
Source: RefSeq, a predicted model, not a curated record
UUUCGUACGACUUGUCAUCAACCUCUUCCAAACGCAGAUAAGAUUCAACUGUUAAAGCGUCAAAAUGUCGCUCUCAAAGCAAUUUAGGAAACUUUUUAUUUCAUCUCUGCUCAACAAUGCUAGAGCUUUCAGUACCAGUGGAUGUCGGCAUAGCAACACACUACUCCACAGAACUGUCAACAGACACCGUCGCCUCAAAGAGGGAUCAACAGACUACCAAGACAUUGGGGAGGAUCAAACUAAUGAUCGGACUGUAGAGGUGGUGGAACUACAGCUAGAUCUAGCAGCCAAACAGAGAGAACAGAAAGAAAUCGAAACAUUUAAAGAAAAAUAUCCAGAUUUCUUACCUCGUACAGACCUGAUUUCCAGGAGGGACUUUGUAAUAGAAAUGUUACACAGACGAGAUAUGUUCAAACGCAGACAAAACCUCACCGUUCCCGAGUUUUAUGUCGGAAGUAUCUUGGCUGUCACAGUAUCAGAUUCAUAUUCCCCAAACAAGGAGAACCGAUUCGUUGGGAUCUGCAUCCAGAGACAGUUUGCAGGACUCCAGCACAACUUUACACUCAGAAACGUCAUCUACGGACAAGGAAUCGAAAUCAAGUAUGACCUAUAUAAUCCAAACAUCCUGAGUAUCGAGUGUCUGAAGAUGGAGAAGCGUCUUGACCCCGAGCUGUUUUACCUGAGGGACUGUGCUCCGGAGCACUCAACAUUCCCCCUAGACAUGGAGAAAGUCCCGGCCCCCAAAGGAAAAGACGUACCGAUUAACGACAUUAAGGUUGUACUUAAUGACCCACCAUGGUUGGAAAGAUGGGAGAGAAGGAAGGACUUGAAAGGAAUCACUGGAAAUAAUCGCACCCUGACAAAGCGACAAAAACAGAGGGCACUGCUGUCCGAGAAGCCGUGGCGGGAAAAUGACCUGAUGUUGGAGUACAGGCAUUCACUGAGAGAUGACGAGGUACGGCACAUUAAAAACAUUGUGGACAGAUUCGAGGAGAGGGAACAGCGAAGGAAGGAGGAGGCACAGAAAGACAACAUCGUGCAGAGCUGAGCUUUGUGUGUUGCAAAAACGAACGAUUUAUUGGGAUAAGAUCAGGCAGAUCCAAGAGUACGACUCGCUGAAAUGAAUCAACACAAAUUAAUGUACUGAAAUAAAUGAAAGUGCUUGAAGACAUAUUUAUGUUGUUGAAUAACCUGAUAUGAUAAAGAUGCACUUCCAUGUAAGCAUCAGACAUUUUUAUUAUUCAGUCAUAAAUGCACUGUGUUACCAUAGCUCACAUGAACUGUAUGCUGGAAUAAAGUUAUCAAUGGGA